CCGGUUUUGUUUUAUUUUUCGAUUUGCCAUUCAGCAGAAACAACAACAACAAACACAGCAGCAACAACAACACGAGAGUUUUGCUGAGCAGAGUGUGUGCACGGCUCUGGGACUGGUACUGGCACUCGCAAUCGCAAAGCCUCUCACUCUUUCAAGAGUCUCGAGCGCCAUAACAGAGGAGCAACUGUUUUAAGUAUCGGCGGAGGCAGAGAUUUUAUUUUUGAGAUUUCGAUUUGAGUCUGGGCUAGUGCUGGUGGUGAACAUUUUUCCUCCCAUUUAGUUUUUUAAAGGCGCAAGGCGAGAACGGCUCAGUCUCGAUUGUCAGCUUGUCGUGAAUGGUUUUUUAGCACAAGAUCCGCGGCGUACGAGUGCGAUUAAGAGUACGAGUGUAGAGUCCGCCGAUCGGUCGUCCGACCACGUAGUCCGAGCCAAAGUCGAACCCAAAGCCAAAGCUAAACUCUGCGGCUGAAGCGUCGCUUAAGUUAUUAAAACAACAACUUUGCACAUCUAUAUCUAUAUACCACAUAACUCGCUACUUUGUGUGCGUGUGUAUCUGUGUGGAGCAGAGGCAGCAGCCGCAGCAGCGGUUAGUGUGGACCGAGUAGAGCGCUGACUGAUUUGUUAUUUUUGCAUAAAUCAAUUUCGAGAGCGCGCGCGCGCACUUCGAGAUUGAGUUUCGGUUUCAUAAAUCGCAUCCGAUCAUCGCUGUUUUGUUCUACGCGUAGAAUAUAGAUGAUGCCGCAUACUCCGCCAGCGGCAGGCGUGAGGCAGCUCCAGUUCGUUGCCUAGGUCUUUCGUAUCGCGGAAAUCAAAUCUGUCCAUAAAUAAAGCCAAUCGAUGGCUCUGACCAACUUCUCACUGCCUUUCGGUGCUCUUGGACAGCCCUGGGGCGUCACCCUGGCCCCCCUGCACCCCAUCCAUCAGCUGGCCAGCAAUACCAACAAUCUGCUAUACUCGCCGGCCGACCAUCAGCAGCUGCAUCCUCAGCAUCCCCAGCAGCAGCAGCAGGGCCCGACAGAUCCCGAAUUCUUUAAGAACAAUCCCUAUUCCCCACCACAGCAGGGGCCACAGCCACAGGGGGGAGGCGGAGGCUAUCAAUACCAGAGUAGACGCAAGCAGAACAACGCCUAUCUACCACCCACGGGAUUGGCUGCGGCCAAUGGGGCACGUAACUCUGUAUACCACAUUCAGCAGACACAGCAGCAGCAGCAAACACCACAGCAACAUCAGCAGGAGGCCAACAAAGAGAACAGUGUCUCCUAUCAGAGCUCCUCCAGUUCCAGGUCGAGCAGCGCUGGCCAGGGCACCAUCCAGCUGACGCAGACCCACCACUCCACUGGCAGGGGUCCCGGCGAGGGCUCGUACAGCCGCUUUCCCGACCAGCAGAAGCAGUUUUUCAAUGCCCAAGGCAGUGCCAGUGCCACAUUUAGCAAGAACAGCGGCAGCUUCAGUAUUACCAGCUACGGGAGCAGGCAGCAGCCGCAACAGCAACCCCAGACACAUCCUCAGGCACCACUAACACCUCAGCAGCAACAGCAGCCUCCCCCGCCAGCUCCACUGCCGCAGCAGCCACGCCCCAGACAGUCGAAGCCUGAGGCACAGCCCGCAUCCACCUACGGCGUGGCACCACCCGAAAAUUAUCCGGAAAGAGCUCCCGGCUUUACGAGGGUUCAGGCGGGGCAGGGCUCCCGCACCCAGGUGCAUGCAGUCCUCGACUAUGAUGUGGAGGAGGGCGAUGAAGGGGAAGAGGAUGAACACGAGGACGGGCAGUACUACGAGGGACAGGAGAAGGAAAAAGCGAAUAACAAUCAGAUGCCCACUGUGACACCCAUCCAGGGGCCGAUCUACUUGAAGAACGGCACGGUGCCGGUGGUGCCGCUGUUCUCCUAUCCGAAGCUCAACAAUGGCUCGUUCCUACAGAUUCCGAUUUGGUGGACGGCCCUGUCGGUGGCUUUGGGUCUGGAUGUGAGGGGUGAUGUGAUCAAGGGAGUGCCAUGCAUUAAGCGCUAUCAUCAGCUGUUUUGUCCCACAGCCGGAAACAGCUAUCCCAUCGACAAGAUCGAACGUUUCAUAGAUGACAACAAGGCACUGAUGCGUCGAAUGUAUGGAGACUUUGAGAUGAAUAUGGAAGGACCUGAAGGAGGCGGCAGUAACGCAGAUCGCAACCAGCAGGCAAAAGUACGGAAAAGACGAUUCAUAGACGAGCCGGAUAUAUUUAUACCACCCGGAGCCCACGCAGCCAAUGCAGGGGAGGCCGUGGAGGCGGGAGACAGCUAUUUUGGACAACUACGAAAGAAGCGUCAAGCGGCAGCCAGUGGAAGUCGCAACAGAGGAGCAGGGGGAGGCAGCAGUGGUAGUUCCAGUGGUGCUGGAAAUGCUGCUGGAAGCAAUGCCAACAGGACACCUGGGGGUACUGGAGGACAGGCGAAUUCGGGUACAGGAAGACUCGAUGCCUGCGAAUCGAAGAUCGAAAUCGUGACACCCUAUUGGGCUUCGAACUCAGCGGGAAAGAUCAGGGCAAUUGUCAAUACACAGCACUUUGAGCAGGCCAUCCAUCAGGAGGUGUGCAGCAAUACUCAUACACCACGCUGCGAGGGAGAAUGCGGAUGCGAACAAAAGUACAAAUGGCAUCGACUGCUCGCCUAUGAUCCCGACAACGAUUGCAAGGGCAUCUUCAUGGAUUGGUUCCUUUUUCCUUCAUGCUGUGUCUGUAGAUGUAAUCCCUAGAUUCUUCCGCCCCCUCCCCCCACCGAGUCCUAUGUCUGAGCACAUUAUAGAAUGAGAGCGUGUAUAAUCGUAGGUAGAAUGCCACUGAAUGUAUUUUAGUUGUUGCUAAGUAGAUCUUAUAUGUAUGUACAUCCACUACUUGGUAGCUCUCUAGUUAAGCAUCGAUUCUAUGUAGUUAAGGUUUUAUACGAGCCAUAUAUGUAUGUAUGUACCUCCCCUUCUCCAUCUACUCGUAAACACACAUCCGAUAUAACUCAACCUCCAUUUGUUUUUGUACUGCAAUCUUAAUUUUAAUCGUAAAAUGAAUCAAGUGAAUAAAGUCUA
Molecule: messenger RNA, 3051 nt
Organism: Drosophila obscura
Lineage: Eukaryota; Metazoa; Arthropoda; Insecta; Diptera; Drosophilidae
Gene: spz3
Product: protein spaetzle 3
Exons: 5
Coding region: 838-2727 (629 amino acids)
Biological process (GO): central nervous system formation; regulation of Toll signaling pathway; innate immune response
Cellular component (GO): extracellular region
Molecular function (GO): growth factor activity; Toll binding
Source: RefSeq, a predicted model, not a curated record